CUAUGUUCUCUAUAGUCUCACGCACAGGCUCGCACCCCUAUUAUCUGUGACAUCCAGCGAUGGGAUAGCUGGACCAGAAUCUUCUGUGCUUGCAUGGCCCGUUAGGACAGCAGUACCAAACCUAGGAGUUUGGGGGCAUAGGUGAGAGGGAGAGAGUGUGCAAAACUUCAAAUUGUCACAUUAGCGAGGCAUGCUGCAAGGAGAAGCUGGAAAAUGCAUUCGUAGGGGAUGGACAAAGCUCAUGGGACUACAUCUAUUCUUUUUUGCUGUGUACACCAGGCUCCUGGUAUAUAAUUUUCCCAUCCUGUAGGCAGAACACUGUUCUCUGAAGUCUGAGGAACAAAAUACCUACUUUUGUUUGGGGGGAAAUUCAGAACUUACAUCUACAUGGCAGUGCCUCUUUCUUUGACAUUACUUUGCUUUGCCUACCAACCCAGGUGAACAGUUUUACAUGUUUUGCACUCUUGCUGCUUGGCUAAUUAAUAAAGCAGGAUGCCCCUUUGAACAACCACAGGAAUAUGAUGACCCCAAUGCAACAAUAUCUAAUAUAUUAUCUGAACUUCGAUCAUUUGGGAGAUCUGCAGAUUUUCCUCCAUCAAAAUUAAAGUCAGGUCAUGGAGAACAUGUGUGUUAUGUGCUUGAUUGUUUAGCUGAAGAAGCCCUAAAAUAUGUUGGUUUCAGUUGGAAAAGGCCAGUAUACCCAGUAGAAGAAUUAGAAGAAGAAACAGUUCCAGAAGAUGAUGCAGAAUUGACAGUAAAUAAAGUAGAGGAGGAAAUUGUGGAAGAGGAGACUGAUAAUGAAGAAAACUUUAUUGAUCUCAAUGUUUUAAAGGCACAGACCUAUCGAUUGGAUAUGAACGAGUCUGCCAAACAAGAAGAUAUUUUGGAAUCGACAACAGAUGCUGCAGAAUGGAAUCUAGAAGUGGAACGUGUACUACCACAACUGAAAGUCACGAUUCGGACUGAUAAUAAGGACUGGAGAAUCCAUGUUGACCAAAUGCACCAACACAAAAGUGAAAUUGAAUCUGCUUUAAAAGAGACAAAGGGAUUUUUGGACAAACUCCAUAAUGAGAUCAGUAGGACCCUGGAAAAGAUCAGCAGUCGAGAAAAAUACAUCAACAAUCAGCUUGAGCACUUGGUUCAAGAAUAUCGUGCUGCUCAAGCCCAGCUGAGUGAGGCAAGGGAAAGAUACCAGCAGGGAAAUGGAGGAGUAACUGAAAGAACUAGAAUUCUUUCCGAGAUUACAGAAGAAUUAGAAAAGGUAAAGCUGGAAAUGGAAGAAAAGGGCAGCAGCAUGACUGAUGGUGCUCCUUUGGUAAAGAUUAAACAGAGCUUAACCAAACUGAAGCAAGAAACAGUCCAAAUGGACAUUAGAAUUGGUGUAGUGGAACACACAUUACUCCAGUCAAAACUAAAGGAGAAGUCAAAUAUGACUAGGGAUAUGCAUGCAACAAUCAUUCCAGAAUCUGCAAUAGGUUCUUAUUAAAAUUUAUUGUACUUUGUUCUCUGCUCAGUUUUUUCUUAAGUUCUAUUACAUUUCAUAUUGCUAAAUUUAAAGUUAUUAUACCUCAUUGAACAUUAUCAAAAUGUCUAAAAUACCUUAUUCUUGUGUGUAUAUAUGUAAAUAUAUAUAUACACAUAUAUUAUGUAAUUGUGAACCUGAUGAUUUAAGAUGGAAUAUGGAUGGAAUAUAAUUUUAAUAAAGUAAUUAGAAAUUUUUAUUAA
Antechinus flavipes (yellow-footed antechinus) is the source of this 1725-nucleotide messenger RNA. It is a transcript of the gene IFT57, whose product is annotated as intraflagellar transport 57. The transcript has 11 exons. Gene Ontology annotation, cellular component: intraciliary transport particle B; cilium; centrosome. Bases 452 to 1486 code for a protein of 344 amino acids. The record is from RefSeq and is a predicted model, not a curated record. Lineage: Eukaryota; Metazoa; Chordata; Mammalia; Dasyuromorphia; Dasyuridae. Gene Ontology annotation, biological process: non-motile cilium assembly; intraciliary transport.